Molecule: messenger RNA, 2222 nt
Organism: Cervus elaphus (red deer)
Lineage: Eukaryota; Metazoa; Chordata; Mammalia; Artiodactyla; Cervidae
Gene: IGFBP4
Product: insulin like growth factor binding protein 4
Exons: 4
Coding region: 292-1068 (258 amino acids)
Biological process (GO): regulation of insulin-like growth factor receptor signaling pathway
Cellular component (GO): extracellular region
Molecular function (GO): insulin-like growth factor II binding; insulin-like growth factor I binding
Source: RefSeq, a predicted model, not a curated record
GGUGUGGCCAGGGGCCCGUAUAAAGUCCGGGGGAGCCGGUCCCGGGCAGCCGCUCAGCCCCCUGCCCCCCCACCGCCCGCCGCCUGGGCCGGGCCGAGGAUGCGGCGCAGCGCCUCGGCGGCCAGGCUCUCUCCCCUCCGGCCAGCUUGCUAACUUCCUCGGCUCCGUCCUUGUCCUCCAGCGGGGGCCACCGCGUGUCCCCGCGUCCUCCGGGUCGGGUCCUCCAGGCGCGCCGGGCGCUUGCCCCUGUGUGUCCCCCGCUGCCAGCCCGCGCCCCGUCCCCGUCCGGUCAUGCUGUCCCUCUGCCUCGUGGCCGCGCUGCUGCUGGCCGCCGGGCCCGGGCCGAGCCUGGGCGACGAAGCCAUCCACUGCCCGCCCUGCUCCGAGGAGAAGCUGGCGCGCUGCCGCCCCCCCGUGGGCUGUGAGGAGCUAGUGCGAGAGCCGGGCUGCGGCUGUUGCGCCACUUGCGCCCUGGGCAAGGGGAUGCCCUGUGGGGUGUACACCCCCCGCUGCGGCUCCGGCCUGCGCUGCUACCCGCCCCGGGGCGUCGAGAAGCCCCUGCACACGUUGGUGCACGGACAAGGCGUGUGCAUGGAGCUGGCAGAGAUCGAGGCCAUCCAGGAAAGCCUGCAGCCCUCUGACAAGGACGAGGGUGACCACCCCAACAACAGCUUCAGCCCCUGCAGCGCCCACGACCGCAAGUGCCUGCAGAAGCACUUAGCCAAAAUUCGAGACCGGAGCACCAGUGGGGGCAAGAUGAAGGUCAUCGGGGUGCCCCGAGAGGAAGCCCGGCCUGUGCCCCAGGGCUCCUGCCAGAGUGAGCUGCACCGGGCGCUGGAGCGGCUGGCUGCCUCACAGAGCCGCACCCACGAAGACCUUUACAUCAUUCCCAUCCCCAACUGCGACCGCAACGGCAACUUCCACCCCAAGCAGUGCCACCCGGCCCUGGAUGGGCAGCGCGGCAAGUGCUGGUGUGUGGACCGGAAGACGGGAGUGAAGCUUCCGGGGGGCCUGGAGCCGAAGGGGGAGCUGGACUGCCACCAGCUGGCUGACAGCUUCCGAGAGUGAGCCUGUCAGCAGGCAGGGGGCUCAGUGCCCCCUGCUGCCCCCUCCCCUGGAGGCUGCAGAGCUGACCUGGAGCCUAGGUCUGAGUCUUGGCUUUGCCUCUGGCCUAGAAGUUUCCUUCGGGGUGUGUUUGUGUGUAUGUGUGUGUGCGUGUGUGCUGAUGAGCAUGGGUGUGCGCUUGGGGUGAGCCGAAGCCUAGGGGUGUCCUCUAUGGGCUUAGAUAACCCAAGAGAGCCCUGGUAUGUUUCCAAAUUGAUCCUGGAUUCAUUCAUCCAUUCAGCCCUUCAGCCCUUCAGCCAUCUAUAAACACUUGUUGACCACAUACUACAUGCCAGCUCUAGUUUGCAGCCCUGGGGACUCAUCUUGACUCCCUCUGAUGUAGAUAUGUGGGGCCACCUCCUGCAAGGUGAGCCCAAGUCUGUGGGAGAAGAGAAGUCCCAGUUCCAUAAUCAGGGGAGGAAAGUAGACAUGUAGCUUGAUCAUUGUCCCUUCCCUCAGUCUAGUCAGAACGUGGAGUCCCAGUUCCAUAAUCAGGGGAGGAAAGUAGACAUGUAGCUUGACCAUUGUCCCUCCCCUCAGUCUAGUCAGGAGGUCUAGUCCCUACCAUAGGGAAGGUGAGGGGUAGCAGGAGACCCACUGAGACCCAAUCCCAAAACGGAAACUUGCCAGGCUCCCAUUUACUCCCCAGGUCCUUCCAGGGGGAAGGACCUGCAGGGGCAAGCCCACCUUGGCUUGAUGCCUGGCAACUGAGACCCUGCUCUGGGGAAGGGAAGAGGUCAGAGGAAGCCCUGCAGAGGGCUGGGGAGGUGGGGCUCAUCUCUGAGCAAUCAGAGUAGGAGGAAAGAAUGUAUGUGCCUGAUGGAGAAAGGGAUCGCCUUGCUGGGAGGUGAGGGACUUGUCUGGGGUCCUCCUUCCUCCUCCGUUUGUGGUCACAGACAGGAAGUCACAGGAUGACGGCAUCCUUCAGUGGCUCACUGUCUGUGGCUCUGCCUUCCUACCCACAUCUCCUUCCCUGGAUUUUCCUCCCUUAUAUUUCACUACCCCUGGGCAUUUUCUGGCUCAACUGGAUGGGCAGAGACUUAGGAACCUACCAGUUGGCCAUGAUGUCUUGUCUUUUUUUUUUUUUAACAAAACAGAACAAAACCAAAAAAACCCUA